Messenger RNA from Podospora pseudocomata, 825 nucleotides. RefSeq lists its product as uncharacterized. The transcript has 2 exons. The record is from RefSeq and is a predicted model, not a curated record. The coding region runs from base 1 to 825 and encodes 274 amino acids. Lineage: Eukaryota; Fungi; Ascomycota; Sordariomycetes; Sordariales; Podosporaceae.
AUGAAAACUCUGUCUCUGCUCCCGAUGUGGCAGUCGCUUUAUUUCUUCGAUAUCACCAAGUUUAAAGAGGUGCUGGAGUGGUUGAUCAAGCUCUCCCCAACCGCCUCCCCAACCCUCGAAAUCGUCCUCGUCUCGUCCUUUGUCCCCCAAUCCUCCCCCACCCCAACCCUCACGGCAGUCUUCACCUCCUUUGCCCCCUCCCACACCGCCGCUCUUUCAGCCUUAAUCCCCAUCCACACCUCCCUCCCCUGCCCCCCCUCCGCCAGCCCAAACCACCCCAGCCGCUUCUGCGAACCUACCUCCCUUCCAGAAGAGUACGCAGCCCAACUAGCCGGCAACGCCGCCCCCGGCUUCCGCACCCGCUCAGACAACGCCUACCUCUCCAACGACCUCUCCCCGGCACAAGUCGCUGCCGCGCUUGACCCAGCAUUUUCAUCCCUUCCGACAAAGCAGAGCACCGCGCUGUGGUUCUCGAUGAAUCCUACUUCGAGGAGGGCACGGAAGGGGAACAUGAUGCUUAGCAUGCAAUCUGAUCAUUAUUUUUCUGUGUAUGCUGUUUGGGAGGAGGAGAAGGAUGAUGGGGUGUGUGAUGGCUGGGUGAGGGAUGUUUUUGCCAGAUUGGAGGAGCAGGAGGGGACUCUUGCUGGGAGUUAUCUUGGGGAUGCCGACUUUCAGUUUAGGAAGGCGGGGGGGAAGUUUUGGGGGGAGGGGAGGGGUGAUCCGGGGGAUGUGAAGGCGAAGUGGGAUGGGGAGGGGAGGAUUUGUGGGCUCUUGGAGGGGCAUGAGGCGUUGGGUGAGGGGGUGAGGGGGGGAGGGUUGGGAUGA